AAAAGACGUGCAAGUUGAUCUUGAAAAUAGAAUUCGGGAUGAGGUGUAGCAGCAACUUAACUUUUAAGUAUUAAGUACUCUGCAGCAAUGGCGGAGGAAGAACAGAAUGCUGAACAAAUAACUGAAGACCCUGACAAACCUAGUUCGACUGAUAACGAAACACUGAAAAAAAGCAUUCUCGAAGAUGAGAAACCAGACGAUAGGCAAUCGGGUACAGUUCUAGAAAAAGACGACAUCUUCGAGCUGUUUGACUUCGAUACCCCCAAAUCGGGGGCCGAAAUCUUUGAGGACCCAGAAGACGACGAUGAUAGCCAGGAAACUGGCCCACGCAAAAUAACACCGAAACUAUUAAAAAAUAUUGCUAAUGAAUUGGGUCUUAUUCAUUUAUGUUGGCCCCUGCAGGCUCCCGAGGAUGCAAAAAAAUUCCCGCCUUCCUACUAUGAGAAUAACAGCAAAGAAAAACUUAUAUUGCUGUAUGCUGAAAAUUUCAGACAACAGUUUCAUUUUAUAUUCCCUGAUCGAAAACCUCUUUUGUUAGCAGCUGAUAAUGAAUGUGGAUUACAGAAAAUGGUAUGCACCACGAUUCGUCCAACAAGACUGCCCUACCCCGAGCUUUCAAAUUGGGAAGGCUGCGCACACUUUGUUGCAGAUCACCUGGUCUACGUGCCAUUGCACAAGCCAACUCGGAUCUGGCAGGCGGUGACGCUGGGGUCGGAGCAGCACUCCAGCCAGCGCAGGAACUUCUCCCCGUGCGUCACCGCCUCCGCCGCCGUCGCAGGUGGCUCGUCGUCCUCGUCGUCGUCCGACUCAUCCAACUUUUUCGGCCAAGGGGCUCACGUUGUUAUUGUCCUUCGCAUUCAGCAACACACUGUCGAGCGUGGACCGCACCUUACUGGAGGCCAGGCCGCCGCUCGCGUACCCGUUCACCUUUUGCAACCCGCCGGCGGACAGCGCCAGAACCAGCCGGUGCCGUCGCCGUUCCCGUUGCUGUCCUUGUCGCCGGUGACGGCGGCGGCCACGGCGGCCGCGGGGUCCAGCAGCUGCGUGGCCGCCACCGCCGCCGCCGCCGGCAACCCGGCCACCUGCUGCUGUUGCUGCUUGAGCCAGUACCAAAGGGCCUCGUCCAGCUCCGGGUGCGCGGUAGAGCGCGGCGUGUGGGCCGCCGCGAACGCCGGCGCCACGGCGGCCGACGCGGGCUGCUGGUGCGCCAGCACCGUGUUGGGGCUGCCCUCGUCCAGCCCCAUCCGCAGCCGCUUCAGGUCGGAGGGCCCGCUGUUAUCCAGGUCCACGCUGAGGUCUUUCUCGCCGUCGGACUGCUGCGACUCGGGCGAGCCGCACGAACGGGCCACGUUGCGCAGCUUGUCCUCGCUCUUGCACCAGCCACGCAGCGUGGACUCUGGCACGCCGAUGUCCCUGGCCACCGACGCCUUGGACUCGCCGCUAUGCACGCGCCGAAUCGCCUCCAGUUUUUCGUGCACCGACAACUGCCGGAUGGGUCGCUUGGCAGGCAGCAUGGUCUCCGCGGCCAUGCACCGGCGAACGGGCGCGCACGGGCCGACGCCGCACGCGCGCUCGCACGCACACGCGCGCUCGCGCGGGCACGCGCGGUCUGCAAAAACAAUAGAGCGCGCCGGCGGCGAAAACAAAAGUCGAAAAGUUUCCGAGCGCUCGAGUUGCGCGAAAGUGCGCGCGACGUCGUCGUCGUCAGCGCAGUCGACGCGCAAUCGCUUCGGAAACUUCUGUCUCUGUCUCGUGUGCAAACGCGAUGACACACGAAAAGAAAAGCACUCGGCGAGUCAGUCGUCGGAUUCACUGCGCACUGUUCGCGUCGACGGUCCACUUCAUGAUGACGGUCAGUUCGGACACUGCUUAGCCGGACGAAAAGACAAGCGGAAGGAAAGGGAAGAGCCUGUGAAAAUAAUGUCACCAACAUCUGUUCUUCAACGCCAGCAAGGAAAUUGCUUCGAAUGCAGCACAGUACUUUGUUCUUUCCUCACUGGAAUUGGAUAUGAUGCAUAUGUUGUGUCUGGUUAUGCAACUAAAGCAUUGUGCAGAGCUGAUCAAUCCAACAUAGAUAACCCUGAGUUAAAAAAAUACAAACCGGUUAUAGUACCACCACCUCCACCUGCCCCAAGAAAAUAUGAAAUGAAACUUACUAAGGAGUUUGACAGUCAGUAUUUAAAAGCGAUGCAAGAAAGGGCUGAUUUAGAAGCUAAGUUGAAGGAAGAGGAAAAGGAAGCUGAGGAUAACAUGAAGCAAAUUCUGACAGAGAGAGUUGCUGAACUGCCAACUGAUGAGUUAUUUGGAGUGAGAGUGCAUAGUUGGGUUCUAAUUCGACCAGGAACUCUGGGAAUAGAAGAAGCAUUCUUCAUUGACCCUCCAACAGGAAGAUCAUUUUCUCCAGUAGAUGCUAAUUUUUUGGGAUUGGAAAGCCUCUGGAAUAAUACUAAUUACUGGGUUAAUAUGCAAGACUGUAGUGAAGGCUGCAGGAACUUGAAAUUUGAUUUGAAAGACCCUACUUGUUGGAACUGGUUAUUAAUGGCAGAACCUUGGUAUAUGAGAAGUCAGGCAGAUGAGGACAGAGAGAGAGAAGAAGAAGAAGAGGAUGAAGAAAAAGCAGACCCAGAAAGAAAGGAGUUAGCCAAAUAUUUGAUAGAAAAGCAUUUGGAUAUGCCUGCAUCUUGGGUAGCUCGAUUAGAAAUUCCUGAAGCAGUUUAUAGAAGGAGAUAUCCAGGCGGUCACAAGGAAGUUGUAGAUUAUUAUGCACCAUAUGUUAAAAAUGAUGGUUUAACAAUGUACAUAGUUUCAUUCUCUGACAAGAACUAUAAAGUUAAAGAAAUGGUUUAUGAGACAUAUCAAAACAGAUCUGACUUACUCACAGAUGUGAUAAAAAAUUUUGAAACCAAUUUAGUCACAGAAAAGUAUUCCAGAGGGAGAGAAGAAGGUCUUAAAGAACACCAAUAUUACAUGGGUCACACUGCAGUAGAAGACAAAAGGAAGCUGAAUUUUUUUUAUGAAGCACGAGCUGAUGGUCUAUCAGAACUUAUAAUGGACCCUCUUUUUCUCACGUUACACUACAUAGAUCGUAUUGACUUUCUCUACUACCGGCACGCUAUCUUUGAACCAAGGCUUGAGGGCGAAAUAUCAGAAGACAAGAGAAAUGUUUUGUCUUUAAUUGAAAAAUUUCACAAAAAUCCUGAUAAAAACAAUGAAGAAGAUAUUGCAGAAAGAACUUACAUUCCUCCAGAAAAUAGAAUUUUCCUGAAAUUUCACUAUGGAGACACCAAAGUAAUAGCAUCAACUCGGGAAUUUAUAAAACCACCUCCUGAAAAAUUAGGAGACAAACUACAAUUUGAGAAUGAGAUGACUGUUGGUUUUAAUGUUGACCCGACGUACCCAAAUCUCAAAUCAUAUGAGCUAUUUGAAUUGCUUAAAGAACAAUUACUAGCUGAAGAACAAGCAUUUUUUGAACUUCGAGCUUUGGAAGAUGAGCUGUCUUUGCUUUUAAAACUGAGAAUUGCAGAGAUAGAAGUGCCAAAACUGGCAGUCAGUAUAUACGAUACUGAAAGAAAUAAGGAAGCAAAAGGAGAAAUGCUGGAUAAGGACCAAAAAAUAAAGGAACAAAUUGUUAAGGAGCAUGAAGCAGAGGUUGACUAUUUGGCACCAUAUCUUGCAUUUUUGGGUUUAACUCACACCAAGUCUCUUUCACUGAAAGAUGCAACAACAGUUCGGGAUAUGUGUCUUAAUGAUCAUAAAAAUAUAUUUGUAAACAGAGCUAAUAAUAUGCAAGAAGCAUUUGAGAGGACAUGCAACACAUUGCGUAUGAAACAUUAUUGGUAUGAACAACAGCGAGAUAAUCUCACUAAAGAAGAAGAAGAGGAAUAUUUUGAACAAUGCAACCAACUGAGAUUCUAUUUACAUACUCUGGAAAUUAGAUUAAAGCGCCAUAGAGAUCUAGUCCCUCAAAAAUAUGCAGCUCUUGAAGCUUGGCUGGAAAAGGAUCCAAGAUUGGCAUGUUUAUAUAAGAAAAAAUGAUAGUAUCUUCAAAACCCAGACAAAUUGUAUACAAUCAUUAACUACACUCUGAAAAUAAUGUCAAGUUAUUCAUAAUGAUAAAUCAAUAAAACAUUUACAAAUUUUUAAAUUAUAGAGUGGUUUGUACAUUAACUGCUAAUUUACUUACAUGCUUGUAAACUUAACUUAUUUGGGGGCUCUUUAUUUUUGGUGUUAACUUACAUUUACAUUGCAUCUUCACUUGGUUGAAUGUAUCUGAAUUUAAUGAGAUCAAAAAAGUAAGUAAUACAAGUAAAAGUAAUACAAUGAGAGAUAAUGUAGUGAUUGCGAGGCCCAG
Gryllus bimaculatus (two-spotted cricket) is the source of this 4351-nucleotide messenger RNA. The record is from the annotation of a GenBank genome assembly. NCBI's taxonomy places the organism in Eukaryota, Metazoa, Arthropoda, Insecta, Orthoptera, Gryllidae.